Molecule: messenger RNA, 435 nt
Organism: Puccinia triticina
Lineage: Eukaryota; Fungi; Basidiomycota; Pucciniomycetes; Pucciniales; Pucciniaceae
Exons: 3
Coding region: 1-435 (144 amino acids)
Source: RefSeq, a predicted model, not a curated record
AUGAUUUUCGGAAGCCUCUUCUGCCAGUUCGGAUUGCCACUGCUGGUAUUGAUAGUCCUGAGCGCCACCCAAACCAGUUCAUUUCCCCAAUUCCUUACCAGCGAUCCAUACGGCGGAGGCUUCAACGGCGGCGGUCUGGGCGGGGGUGGAUACCGCGGAGGAAUUGGUGGAGGUGGCCUUGGAGGCUUUGGGGGUGGCUUGGGUGGCCUGGGCGGGGGCGGUUUGGGCGGCUUGGGCGGGGCCGGCUUGGGCGGCUUGGGCGGGGCCGGCCUAGGUCUGGGCUUUGGUGGCGGUUUAGGAGGAGGCUUUGGCAACCGUGGAUAUGGAUAUUACUCGGAUGCUUCUUUCAAUCGUUUCCCGCUGAGGUCCAGCACACUCUACUGGAACUCCCUACUCUCACUGGCGGCGACAGGAAUACUCACGCUGCUUUGUUGA